CUUCUUUCCACCCCUUCUCCUUGCUCCGUUUGUUUGUUUGUUGGUUGGGUGUGCACUCUCCUCCCGCCCCUCCGCCCCUAUCUGCUAAGACAACAACACGCCUACACGCUUCGACCCUUUGAAACUGCGCAGCAGCCAACAACCCACAACCAUGGGACAGGAUCAGAGCAUGCCAAGCAGCACAAGUGCUGUGACUGCACAGGAGUUUGUCGAGGCCAUGACAGGCCAGAAGCUUGCUGACGAGAUGGGCUUUGCAGACUUUGACCCCAUGGAUUUGAUCCCAGGCGUGACAGAGUUUACACCAGAUCAAGUCUCCAAGCUCGACACCUUCCUGACGGACGAGCUCAAGUCACUGCGUGGGGUCUUGCGGGAGCUGAGCAAGAACCGCAACAGCGGAUUCCUCACGCAGUUCCAAAACAUUAAGGCGGGCUUGACCAACCCUGCGGAUGCGUCUCGGGCACGUGGCAAUGAACCCCUCAACCGAUACGCCAACAUUGUCGCCUACGAUCACUCACGGGUCACCGUCUCUGGCAACCAGUACAACCUCAACAACGACUACGUCAACGCCAACUGGAUCCCUGGCAAGAGCGGUCCUCGCCACUACAUCGCCUCGCAGGGACCCGUCCCCGACGCUUUUCCAUCGUUCUGGCAGAUGGUGUGGGAGAACCAAGUCUCUGUGAUUGUCAUGGUCACCAACGAGGUGGAAAACGGCAAGCUCAAGUGCCACAGAUACUGGCCCGAGCCCAUGCAGGGCACAUCCGCGGCGAUCCAGUGCGGUGGUUUUGAGGUCACAUUUGUUGGCCAAGACGUGCUGCCAACGUUCGUGCUGCGCACGUUCUCUGUGAAGCAAGCCAGCAAUGGCGAGACGCGUGAAGUCGUGCAGUUUGCAUACACGGGUUGGCCAGAUCACGGCGUGCCUGCCACCACAAAAGAAAUGAUCAACUUCAGGCGCCGUGUCAAGGAGGAGCACCUGAAGCGCAAGGGCCCAUUGCUCACUCACUGCAGUGCCGGUGUUGGUCGCACCGGCACCUUCAUUGGACUGGAUCGCUACCUCGACGCAUGCCUUUCCUGCCAGAAGCAGACCAUCCUGGGCAUCGUCGAGGAUAUGCGCCACCACCGCAACUUCAUGGUGCAGUCGCCGAUCCAAUUCGUGUUCCUGUACCUGGCGUGUCUCGACGGCCUGGAGCGCAUGCAGAAGAUCACAACCAAGGCGAAGCGCUAUCUGACGUUGACGGCAGAUGAGCGGCGCCAAGAAGAGCUCGCGGAAGUCACCGCUGCUUUGGAGCAGGGCGAGAAAGCCCUCAACACGUGGAAGCUGCGUGAGAAGCGUCAGGUCCCAGCUGCUGGCGAGAUCUUCAAGAACUCGGAUGACCCCUCAGGCAAGACUGGCUACUUUGACCCUGAAGCACCCACACUCAAGCGCCGCAUGGAAGCUCUCAACCAAUCGCGAGUGACCUGGAACAAAGAGCUGUCAGACGCACAGGCCCGCUGGCAGAAGGAGCGGGGCGAGAAUGGCGAGGUGUACAACAUUGAGGAGACCAUGGCACCAAUGCAGUCACGCUUGGCGGCGCUGGCUGAGGCACAGGCAGCCUUCCAGCAACGUGCAACAGGGGACGCCCAGCUGGUUGAGCUGAAGGACAACAUUGCAUCUGUGCAGAACCGUCUUGAGAGCUUGUGCGUGUUUGUGUAUGGCGAGUCAUGGAAGAAGCGCGGGCAUGGCUUCCGUGGCAAGGGUUCGGACGCCCCUGUGCGGUCGCACACCACGGAAAUGCUUGGAACACUCCAGAACCGCCUUGAAAUGCUGGCUCGUGACACCACGUCAUGGCUCGACAGGGAGUUCCAUGCAUAUCAGCCAUACACGGGCCCAGACACGUUUCAGCAAGAGGUGCAGGAGCAGCGCGCACUGCAGGAGAAGGUGAUGAAGCAGCGCAUGCAGGAGCAGCAAGAGCGCGAGCAGCGCGCGCAGCAGGCCCAACAAGACAAAGAGCGCAUGGCAGCCGAGGCAAAGGCACGCGAGGAGGCCGAGCGCAAGGAGCGUGAGCAGCGCGAGCAGGUGAAGGAGAUGUUUGCCAAGGUGCCCGACAUCCCGCUUUCCGCAAACUACGACCCGGCCAAGGCGCGCGCGGAGAAGCAGCGCCUUGCUGAGCUGGAGCUGAAGAAGCAGCAGGAGCAAGAGGCCGCUGCCAAGGCUGCGGAGGAAGCCGAGCGCCUUAAGCUCGAGGAGAAGGAGGCCAAGAAGGAAAAGGCCAAGAAGAAGGCCUCCCGCUUCCUUGGGCGUCUGCGCAAGUAAGCAGCCACUACCAUGCUGUCCCCAUUCCGGUACACACGUGCAUUGCUGCAUUGGAAGUGAUUCUGAUUGGAUCUUGGAAGAGCCGUCCUUGAAUGAAGACCUUGAAGUGUGAUAGUGUUUUGCGUUUGCUUUCUGCUGAUUGCUCGCUCUUGCUUUUGCUCUGAACAACAACAAACAACAAUCGAGCAAGGAAGCAAAAUCAUAACAACCACACGCAAUCAUCGUCUCGCGGUUG
This is a messenger RNA of Salpingoeca rosetta, 2525 nucleotides long. RefSeq lists its product as uncharacterized. Bases 152 to 2290 code for a protein of 712 amino acids. The transcript is spliced from 21 exons. Gene Ontology annotation, biological process: protein dephosphorylation. Gene Ontology annotation, molecular function: protein tyrosine phosphatase activity. The record is from RefSeq and is a predicted model, not a curated record. NCBI's taxonomy places the organism in Eukaryota, Choanoflagellata, Craspedida, Salpingoecidae.